Messenger RNA from Thyridium curvatum, 1404 nucleotides. RefSeq lists its product as uncharacterized. The transcript is spliced from 2 exons. NCBI's taxonomy places the organism in Eukaryota, Fungi, Ascomycota, Sordariomycetes, Thyridiales, Thyridiaceae. Gene Ontology annotation, molecular function: nicotinamide riboside transmembrane transporter activity; nucleobase transmembrane transporter activity. Gene Ontology annotation, biological process: nucleoside transmembrane transport. Bases 1 to 1404 code for a protein of 467 amino acids. The record is from RefSeq and is a predicted model, not a curated record. Gene Ontology annotation, cellular component: plasma membrane; fungal-type vacuole membrane.
AUGGACCGCAUACGGAAGAUGUUCGCCGAGCGGCCGGAACCUCAGGAGUAUGCGCCCCUCGCUCCGGCGGCGCGGGAUGCAGAGUCCGAGUCGUUCUUGGAGGGCGAAGUGGAGGAGGGUAACGAAGAAGAUUGCCCCUUCUCGUGGGUCGAGUAUUCCAUCUUUGCGCUCAUCGGCGUUGCCAUGCUAUGGGCUUGGAACAUGUUUCUUGCGGCUGCUCCUUACUUCCAGAAGCGAUUUGAAUCCAACGAGUGGAUAGCGCAGAGGUUCCAGUCAGCAAUCAUUACCAUCUUCUCGCUGAACAGCCUGGCUGCCAUGUUCAUUCUUGCCACGAGGCAGUCCUCGGCCUCCUACCCGUUCCGGAUCAAUGCUUCCUUACUGUUCAACGCGGGCGUGUUUACCCUCCUCGCUCUGUCUACGGUCUGGUUCCUAGACGUCUCUACGGGGGGUUACUUGGCCUUCCUUUUGAUCAUGAGCGCUGCUUCGUCGUGGGGGACCAGUCUCUUGCAGAACGGCGCGCUCGCCUUCGCUGCCAGCUUUGGGCGGCCAGAGUACACGCAGGCCAUCAUGGCGGGCCAGGGGAUCGCCGGCGUCCUGCCGGCGACUGCGCAGAUCGUCUCGGUCCUAGCCGUGCCUCCUUCGGGCCCUUCGGAGUCUACGCGUGACGACAUCGCUCCGCCACCCCAGGAGGCUGGCCGGGCCGCCUUCAUGUACUUCCUCACGGCCGUGGUGGUCUGCAUCGCGGCAUUCCUCUCCUUCAUCCCCCUGGUGCGCCGCCACAACAGGCUCAUCGAGAGACGCCUGGAGGAGACGAUGGCGCAGAGCCGGGCCUCGGUGGAGGAGGCCGAGCGGGCGGCGCGCAAGGUCGUCGGGCUCGGCACGCUGGCCCGCAAGCUGCGCUGGGUGGGCGGGUCGGUCUUUGUGUGCUUCACCGUGACCAUGUUCUUCCCCGUCUUCACGGCCAAGAUCCUGUCGGUUCGCCCCGCCCCCGAGCAGGGCCGGCUCUUCCAGCCGGCGGCCUUCAUCCCGCUCGGCUUCUUCUUCUGGAACCUGGGCGACCUCGCGGGCCGCGUGGCGACGCUGCUGCCGAUCUCGCGGCUCGUGCGGCGCCGGCCGAGGCUCAUGCUCGCCCUGGCCGCGGCGCGCCUCGCCUGGCUGCCGCUGUACGCGCUGUGCAACGUCGGCGGGCGCGGGGCCGCGGUCGCCAGCGACGCGUUCUACCUGCUGGCCGUGCAGCUCACGUUCGGGCUGACCAACGGGUGGCUGGGGUCGAGCGGCAUGAUGGCGGCGGCGGACUGGGUCGAGGAGGGCGAGCGGGAGGCGGCGGGCGGGUUCAUGGGGCUGUGCCUCGUCGCUGGGCUCGGGGCGGGCAGCGUGUUGAGCUUCAGCGCUGCGGGUCUUUAG